This is a messenger RNA of Anthonomus grandis grandis, 993 nucleotides long. RefSeq lists its product as uncharacterized. The record is from RefSeq and is a predicted model, not a curated record. The transcript has 3 exons. Lineage: Eukaryota; Metazoa; Arthropoda; Insecta; Coleoptera; Curculionidae. The coding region runs from base 63 to 482 and encodes 139 amino acids.
CCGAUUUACACGCAAAUGGUUUCAGUCACUGGGUUAAUGUAGAUAAUAAACGUUGACAAAAAAUGGCAAAAAUUACGGUUUUGAGUUUUCGCUUGGUUUUGGUGGGCUGUUUAAUAAGACUAGGUUCGUCCCUAGAAUGCUUCACAUGCAGCAGUCACAUCGGCAUCACCAACCCAAUAAAUGACUGCGAACGAUUCAACUUUUACGAGAACCAUCGGAAAUCCGUGUGCCAAAGGGGAGAACAAGUGUGUGCUAAAUACGUCGUCAAUCAUGAUGGUAUGACUUGGGUGCACCGCUCCUGCAAACCCUACGACAUUUGCGAGCAGCUCAGGAGGAGGUACAGCUUCUUCAGAAAUGGCAGAGAUCAACUUUUGGAGUGCUCCACGUGUUCUGAUAGAAACUUGUGUAAUUCUGGAUCAAUCGUUGGACAGUCUUUUGUGGUUAUUCUUGUUGCUUUUAUUGUCAGUUUGUUGUACUAUUAAGAUAAAAGAUUUUAACAGUUUUUUGAUAAUAACCUUAAUCUGUGCUAUUUUUUGUUAUCUAUAAAAAUGUAUAUUUUUAGAAAGUGCUUUCCUAUGAAUAAGCAAAAUUGGUUUACCACUUGAAGUUAAUUAAUAGAUUGUUAUGUUUAUAGAUUUAAAUGUUUAUAAAAAUAGAAGCAUUAUAUCCGUUAAAGUGGACUACUUUUGAAGCCAGUCACUUAAGCUGAUUUUCUAGGGUUUGGUUACAAAAAGCUGAUUUUAAUGCUGAAUUUAAAAAAAUAUAUACUAGAAACUAGAUACAGAAUUUUCAGAAUACACUCAAUUUAAUUGGGAAUAGUGUGUUCAUUUUUAAUGCCUAAGAAUUUUUAAUUUUAUUUUAUUUAAUUUUUUAAAUUUGAGUAGUAGGUUUCAAGUAUGUCUUUGAGCUUCCCAGAAUAUUCGUUAUAGAUAUUUCGAGUGUAUACUCGUUUGUAACAUUCCUGGAAUGCCUUUGUCUUAUUAGGUUUUAUAU